AUUUGUGGGGGUGAGGAGUGCCAAUAAUUCCUGUUCUACACUUAACAAAAGUCUUUUUAUGGGAGUCACAUGGAUCAUAAUGCUCACAGGUAAUAUAUUUUGAGCCCUUAUUACAUGUGCCUAACUCUGUCUGAGUGCUUUACAUGCGUUAUCUCAUUUACCUUGUCCAUCAUCUCUGUGAAGAUGCUGCCCUUGUCUCUAUCCUACAGAUGAGGACAGUUAGGUGGUGUGCAUUGUGCAAGCACUCUCAUCUGUGAGUGGUGGAGCCAGGCAUGUAUGGGUGCCAUCCAAUCAUAGAUCCCAUGCAUUUCACCAGUGGUUGUGUGAUCUGAUUGUGUCAUCUAAGAAACUCACUGGGGGUGGGUGUCAUUUGUCAUUAUAAUCACUCCUAAAAAAUCACCAAAGCAUUUAUGAUUUGCAACAAAACUUUUUAAGUACUGUUUGAAGGACAUGGAAGGGAACUCUGUAACCUCUUCUGUUCACUCCUUGCCUUCUAAUUGGAUGAAAGCAAGACUGUGACAUAAUUUCUCUCUUCUUUUCCAGGCCCUGAAGAAGUCCAGGCUCUUCUUCUUCAUUCCUGGACUUCAUAUUUUACAUAAUUUAGUUUUCCAGUUAACUGAAUUACUAGAUUUGAAAAGUCGACAUUUAAAUCAAAAUAUAAGAAAGCCCUCUAAAAUGCAUUACAUUUGAAUCAAUAUUAUUUGAAAAAGGAUGUUUUGCAUAAAGCAAACUUUUUCAUGACAUGCAACUACUUGGUUCUUAAAUGUAUUCUUGAUAAGAUUCUUCAGUCCCUCAGGUAUCAAUUUGUUCUUCACCACAACUUUUCACUGGAGCAUAAAUUCUACGGGAGUAUUGGAAAUGUCUGUUGUGUUUGCUAAUGUAUGCUGAGCACCCGCUACAUACUAUAUUAUUAAAGAGAUAUUUUUAAGACGAAGAAAGGAAGGAAAAAGUAAAAAGAAAGGGAGAAAGAAAAGAAUGAAUGAAUGAGUGGAGGAAUGAUUGGCAACUUCUACUUGCUAUUGUAUGUGCCACCCUCUAGGACUUUUUUAUUGUCCCAUAUCUUCCUAAAUCACUGAUUUUAAUUUGCUCCGAUCUGGAAGUUGGUGACCAAACAUAUUAACUCUGUACAUCAACUAAGAGUAAAAAAAGUACAGGGUGGGACUAAGGAACUCUCAGUGAAUAGACCUAGUAACUAGUCUGGAUUCAAUUUAUUAAUUAAAUUUUAUUAAUAUACAAUAUGUUAAUAUUAUAUAAUACAAUUUAAUUAAUGUAUAAUGCUAUCAUACAUUAAUCUCUGAAAUGGUUAUUAUUAGUGACACGAAUUCCAGAUAAAUGUUGCAUCACUCUAUGUUAUUAGGGCUAUUAAUAAUUGAUGGUUUUUCUUGGAAGAUUGCUUUCUGCUUGUAAACAUUAUCUUAAUUCUUUAUACAAAUUAUUGAAUAUAACUCUCAAAAUCCUCACAAAAUUGGUGCCGUCAUUAUUCUCCUUUUGUACAGAGUGAAAUGAUCCAAGCACCCAAAGUACAGACAUGGUGAUGAGGGAAGAACUGACGAUUAGUGUGCUCCAAGGCUGGUUCUGUUGGUGGUGUGCACAGUCUUUGUUCUUUCGGCUGUCAGGGUGACCAGACACUCAAAGGUUGCAUCAGGGUGAUCAGAGGAAGCACAGGCUGCUGUUCCCACACUUACGUAUAGGUUAGUGAGCAGCAUCUGAAGCAAUGCCCAUCACUGCUUUUUACAUGAGUGCUGCAUCCUGCUGUUUCAUUGCUUGGUAUGUAAUUGGAUCUUUUCAAAACACUAAGGCCUGAGUAAGACUUUGAAGAGUGAAUAGGGUUUGGAAGAUUAUGAACAGACAAAGGAACAUCCCAUUAAAGAAAAGGCAAGAAUAUCUGCUUAACUCUAAUCAGUAUGAGUUUAAAAUUCUUAAUCGCAUCAAGAGAAUACUCCAUCUAAAAGCAGAAGGAAAGCUUUCCUUUUGUAGUAUGAUUUAGAUGCUAAAGAUAUAGUCUCAAAACAAGCCUUCUUCUUGCUCUUACUUGUGCCUUCAGUUUCCAACCCUGUGGAAUAUAUAGUAUAUGAUUGUGUCUUCAGGGGAGUAGAUGGUUUCAUGAGAAGUAGGUGACCUGAAAAAUGAGUGUGAUAAAAACAAACUUCACCGUGACUGAAUUUGUGUUCCUGGGGCUGUCAUCACAGCCAAAGGUGCAGCUCAUUCUUUUUAUUAUCUUCUUGUUCUUCUAUUUAUUAACAGUGGCUGGGAAUAUUAUCAUUAUCACUAUUAUCCAGAUAGAACCUCAUCUCCAAACUCCCAUGUACUUUUUUCUCACUAAUUUAUCCUUUCUGGAUAUCUGCUACACAUCCACCAAUGUCCCACAAAUGCUGUCCAACAUGGUGGGAAAAGAGAAGACCAUCUCUUUCUCCAGGUGUGCUGCUCAAAUGUACUUCUCCUUGUCCUUUGGAAUGAUUGAGUGUGUUCUCCUUGGUGUCAUGGCUUAUGACAGAUAUGUAGCCAUUUGUCACCCUCUUCAUUAUACUAUCAUUAUGAAUCAAAACACCUGUGUCCAACUGGCCGCCAUUUCUUGGUCCAGUAGCUUUCUGAGCUCCAUGAUUAUCAAUGUCCUCACUUUGAGUUUGCCCUACUGUGGGCCCAAUGUCUUGAAUCACUUUUUUUGUGAGGUACCCUCUGUCCUGAGGUUGGCUUGCACUGACACCUCAUUCACUGAGAUGGUCGUUUUCAUCUUCAGUAUCAUCAUCGUCUUCAUUCCUUUUCUCCUCAUUGUUGUUUCCUAUGCCCAGAUUCUUCUGUCAGUUCUCAGGAUGCGGUCAGCCUCUGGGAGGCACAAGGCACUGUCCACCUGUGCCUCCCACCUGACAGUGGUGGCCUUAUUCUACGGGACUGCCAUCUUCAUGUACAUGAGACCUCAGUCGAAGUCCUCCAGGGCUGGGGGUAAGAUCAUUGCAGUGUUCUACACUGUGGUCACACCCAUGCUCAACCCCUUGAUCUAUAGCCUCCGGAACCAGGAUGUGAAAGGUGCUUUAAGGAGAGCUAUGGCAAAACAAAAACCGUGAGAGCUCUGAGUGAGACACUAGGGUUAACUGUUUACCUAAGAUAAUUGGCUUCUGAAUAGGAAGUGAAGGAGUAAAACAUAGCUUGGAUACUUAACAUCUUUUCUGCUCUACAUAAAAGCCACAUAAAUCCAGCUGCAGACUCUAGAGGAAUCAUGUCUUCUCCAAGGACAAACCACAGUUUAAUGUGUCAGAGCAAUUCCCUCCAUUGUGUGAUGACUAUUUCCUCACUCCUUGAAAAAAAUCUUGAUUCCUUAAAACCAUAAGCUAUCUGAUAUUUAUUGCUAAAAAUUACAUCAGUAAGGUGAGAGAUCUGCCUGGAACAUCAAAAGCACAUUGAUAUAGAGAGGCAUUCUUAAUUUCCAACUCAUACAGAACUUUAAGGAAAGGGAUUUGGGUGCAGCAUUUCAUUUUUGUCCUAAUUGCAUAGUUUUCAAGGAAACAAGACCCUGAAUCUACUUUGUGCUUUAGACUUUUAUUAAAAUAUUGCUUCAUUUAAAUUUCAACUGAACUCUACCCUUCCUGUACAUCCUGGUGUAUGGUAUCCCUUUUGAAAUGGGUAAAUAAACUCGACUUUGUUUAACUACAGUUUUGUUCUUGGUGGUCUUAGGUUCAUUGUGUGGAUGGGAGACAAGAGUGAUCAGAAGCAGAAG
This is a messenger RNA of Phyllostomus discolor (pale spear-nosed bat), 3712 nucleotides long. Its product is annotated as putative olfactory receptor 2B8. The coding region runs from base 2127 to 3062 and encodes 311 amino acids. Gene Ontology annotation, cellular component: membrane. Lineage: Eukaryota; Metazoa; Chordata; Mammalia; Chiroptera; Phyllostomidae. Gene Ontology annotation, biological process: G protein-coupled receptor signaling pathway. Gene Ontology annotation, molecular function: G protein-coupled receptor activity; olfactory receptor activity. The transcript has a single exon. The record is from RefSeq and is a predicted model, not a curated record.